Syngnathus typhle (broad-nosed pipefish) is the source of this 1212-nucleotide messenger RNA. RefSeq names its product interleukin-6-like. NCBI's taxonomy places the organism in Eukaryota, Metazoa, Chordata, Actinopteri, Syngnathiformes, Syngnathidae. Gene Ontology annotation, molecular function: interleukin-6 receptor binding; cytokine activity. The coding region runs from base 123 to 887 and encodes 254 amino acids. The transcript has 4 exons. The record is from RefSeq and is a predicted model, not a curated record. Gene Ontology annotation, cellular component: extracellular region. Gene Ontology annotation, biological process: immune response; myeloid cell development; macrophage differentiation.
UUGAAACCGGAAGGUAUUCGGACAUCCCUGCGGUCAGUAGAAUAUAUAACGGCUAUGCAAUGAGAAGUCAAGACAUGUUCCACGAGAGCAGGCGGUCCAGGCAAGAGUAAUCUCGACGCAACAUGCCCAACAUGUACACGCAAAUUCUCGCGGUGGGCUUGGUGGCUUUUCUAGUACUGCCAGCCAAUGGCGCUCCGUUGACAGAAGCGACCACCGUCUUGCCAUCAAGCGACACCUCAAGUGAGGAGGAAACGGCGCCCUCUGACCUGCUGACCUCCGCUCAUGUUUGGGACUCGGUUCUGGGUACCGCUAAAGAACACCAGAAAGCUUUUGAUGAUGAAUUCCAAAACAAUGUCAACUUUCAUUUACUGGAGCAUUACAAAGCACCUCAGUUUCCAGCAAACUGCCCCAGCUCCAACUUUAGCAAGGAGGCUUGCCUGCACAGGCUGGCCCAAGGUCUGUCCACUUACAUAAUUCUUCUCAAGCACGUGGAGAAGGAAUAUCCCGGCAGUAAAAUUCUGUCUGAGGCCAAACACUACUCUGAACUCCUGCUCUACAAUAUCAAACAAAAGGUUGGCCAGUGUGACAAUUUAGGGAUAGGAAAUGAAUUUUGCUGUUACUAUAAUACCUAUUUUGACAUUGUGUUGCUUACUCUUGUCCGGCAGAUGAAAAAACCAGAAGAGGUCACAGGCCUGAGUAGCAAUGAGGAAGAGAGCCUAUUGAGGUCACUGUACCACCCCGAUGCUUUCCACAGAAAGAUGACGGCGCACAACAUCCUGCGGAAGCUCUACAUCUUCAUUGUUGACGGCGAGAGGGCGCUGAGGCGCAAAGAACGGCAAAGGGGAAAACAUGCCAAGGUCUUCGCCAUGUUUAGUUUAUUGCGGUAGUCCCGUCCGCCACGGAAGCCCGUCGGAAAUGUUGGGCAAAACAUGAAGUGAAUUAAGGAAGUUCUUGGAUCUGCACUGACGUGUCGUAACCCACUGACGGAUUGAUGAUGUAUUUGUUUUUGCAUGACGCACUGAGUUUUUUUUAUUUUUUAUUCUGUAGAUAACCUAUUUAUUGCUCAUUCAAAAAAGCCAUUGUGAAUCUAAGACCUUAUUUAUUGCAAACAGUCGUAUGAAUUAUUUAAAGAAGAUAUUUAUUACAUAUUAUUGUUUUUAUACUUGAAGGCAUGAUAAUUAUAUUUAUUUUUUAAACGGAAUGUAUUUUUAA